CCGACGACUUGCACUCGAGUAUAGAUAUCCCCUCCCAAUGAAAUGUCUCGCCGAUUCAAGCAAGCUAUCAAAGCACUAGUCAGCUCACAAGCAGGUCCUUCCUCGAUCUGCCCUUCGGCGGCGCGACCACCGACGUGGAGCACAAACAGCCGGCGUGCUUGGACGCCUCCUCCUCGAUCGGGAUGAUGGUGGAUCCACUGGGUCUGGUGACCGCGAUCCUGACGGCGGUGCAGCUGAUCAGGAGCGCGGCGUCGACGGCGAGCCAGAACAAGGAGAAGUGCCUGGAGCUCGCGGAGCGCGUGAAGAACCUGGGCGACGUCCUCCCCAGCUUCGCGCACGCGGCAGCGAACGAUGCGGCGACGGCGCGCGUGCUGGAGAGGCUCAAGGACGCCGUCGGCGAGGCACUCACGCUUAUCCAGUCCUGCAAAUCCGCCGGUACGUUCUCCGGUAAGUACAGCAGCAGGAAGGCCGGCGACCUGGACAGCGUUGACAAGCGGAUCAACAACUGCAUCAUGGACCUCAGCCUCAUCAACCAAGCUCGCAUGAACGGCGGAGCAGCAGCUGGUAAUGGGGAUGGCAAAGUCCCAGCAGCUCAAGCUGGUGCACAUGUUGACCACCACAGCUCCUACUAUCAAGCGCAAGGUGGAGGUGCCUCCACCGCCCAUGUUGCCUCGCCACCGACGCCGACGCUGCAGCACGCAUGGAGUACACCACCGAGCUACUACCAGCAGCCACCCCCGACGCCGACUCUGCAGCACGCAUGGAGUACACCGCCGAGCUAUUACCAGCCACCCGGCUACGUUCAGUAUGUUCCAGCUGGUCCUCCUCACUACGCAGCUGCUCCAGCCCCUCCGGGUUCUAAUCUAUCUUCUUAUUGCACGCUUCCAACAGUCAACAAGAUCAUCAAGCGUGUGUUCCGCUAGUUCUCGUCGCACUUUGCGUCAUCUUCUCUUUGAUUUUGUUGUAAAUUAGUUGAACUGUAUGCCAAUGAGUUUGCUCCGGCAUCUCGUAAGUAUGAUUUCGUCUCAUAAGGUCAUUUAGGGCCUGCUGAGUUUUUCC
Messenger RNA from Lolium perenne, 1059 nucleotides. RefSeq lists its product as uncharacterized. Gene Ontology annotation, biological process: cell surface receptor signaling pathway. Lineage: Eukaryota; Viridiplantae; Streptophyta; Magnoliopsida; Poales; Poaceae. The record is from RefSeq and is a predicted model, not a curated record.